AUGCGCCCUAAAGGCGCUUUAAUCUCGUUCACCAUGAAGCUUCGGUCACUUUUCGUCUUAGCGUUCCUAGCCGCGAUCGUGGUCGCAUCUCCAUCCCUCGCCACGCACAAGCGGCGCGAGCUCCAGGAAGGCCUCCUUUUGGCCAAGAAGAGUCAGAGCUUAUACCGUAACAAGGAGGUGAAAGGCUCUGGAGGCGGGGACGGCGCAGGUGGCGCCGCGAGAGGCGCCGCAGAUGGCGCUGCUCCCUCGCUGACGAUCUUCUGCGCCCCGAAGCCGUACGAGUCGGUGCUGAGCCCUAAGGAUCGCGCAGUUGACAACCAGCGCCGCGCGCUGCUGUCGUGGCUGCGAUUGACUCCGGCUCCUAAAAUUGUCCUUCUCGGGAACGACACGACGUUUCACGCGCUCGCGCGGGAGUUCCCGACGCGCAUUUCCGUGGACGACGCGAUCGACACCAAUUUCUACGGCGUGCCGCAGUUUCACAGCAUCGUGGCGCGCGCACAGGCCGCCGAUACGGACCUCUCCAUGAUCAUCAACGGCGAUAUUAUUCUCCUCAAUGACGUCAUGGUUGCCAUUGAGAAGAUUCACCGCAGCUUCCCGCACUGGGUGAUGACGUCAGCGCGGUGGGACGUGAAGGAGGAUUUUCCGUACUCGUUCGAACCUUCCAUGUGGGCUUCGUCUGGCGGCGGCGGCGGACGCAGCAGCGCCGCGAUCGAGAAGGAGAUUAAGAAGCUCGUUCGGGAAACCGGGUCGUUGCAUACCUAUGGUGGAGUUGACUUUUGGGCUUGGAACAACUCUCCGCUUCCGCUUUUCACGGGAAUUAUGCCUCCUUUCAUGUUCGGACGCGGCAAAUACGACAACUGGCUGACGCACGAGAUGGUCGCGUCGGGCGUCCGGCAAGUCGUCGACGCGAGCGACGCGGUGACGGCAAUCCACGUGGCCCAUUCCUAUUCGCACGUGGUGGAGGGCGACGCGACUAAGGAAGGGAAGGGUCUUCUAGGAAAGACGAUUGCGCCCCACCACGCACGAGUUCUCCAACCCAACUUCCCCCUUUCCCUUCCCCCUCUUUCCCCGCUCCCACUUUCCCCUCUCCCUCUCACCCUCUGUCCCCCUCUCCCCUCCGCCACCCCCCCCGCAGUCUUCAACAUGUGUCUUCAGAAGCGCCUGCGUCCCGCCACGUGCACGUGCGAGUUUUCCAACUUCGUCGAAAACAGCCAAUCGGAUCCCAAGCUCGACGCGACGGGCCACAAGUGGCAGUGCGGAACCGUGUCCGUCGAUAAGCAGGAGGAUUACUCAAUCGCAGCCGUUCCUUCGCCAAAAACCUCCAUCGGUCUGCCGCACACAAUGGAGCAGCUGCUGCCGCGCGUCGCGAGGGAGGAGAACGGGCUCAAGGUGGUAACCCUAGUCGCGGUUACGUUCGGCUACGCGGAGAUGCUGAUGAGCUUCGUGUGCCGCCUGAGGGGACUCGGCCUGGCGGAUAAUCUCGUGGUCGCAGCGCUCGAUGAGGACCUCUAUCGCUUCGCGUUCACGCAAGGGCUGGCGGUGUACUACGAGCAGGGAGCUGGUCUUUGCAGCCAGUUCUUUGCCAAAUCGUCAAUCUCAAAUUGCCUCAAUUCAACACUUCCUCCUUUCCCCCGCUUCCUUCCCUUCCUCUCCCUGCUCCAGGUUAGCGUGGGUCUCAAGGGCAUCGACUCUAAGAACUGCGCCUUUGGCAGCCAGUGCUUCCGCCAAUUCACCAAGCUCAAAUCCCGCGCCGUGCUGCGAGUGCUCAAGGCAGGCUACUCGGUCCUCUGGACCGACGUUGACAUCGUCUGGUUCUCCGACCCUCUCCCGGACCUCAUGUCGUACGGGCCUGGCACCUUCCCGAUCCAGAGCAACGAGCCGAACGCCAGCCUUCCUGGGACUGGAAUCCGCAGGAUCAACUCCGGGUUUUAUUUCGCGAGGUCAGAUGCGCGGACAAUCGAAGGGUUUGAGGCGAUCACAGCACACGCAGCCACAACUAAGCUAUCCGAGCAGCCGAGCUUCUAUGAUAUCCUCUGCGGGGUGAAAGGAGAGAAUGUGGUUCCCGGAAAGGAGGAAUGUGUGUGGAAGAACGGUCUUCGGACGAUUUUCCUCGACAGGGCGAUUUACCCUAACGGCGCGGUGCACGGGUUUUGGGAAGCGGCAGAUGUGAUGGGGGCGUGCCGGAGAAAGGGGAGUAAGAUUCUGCACAACAACUGGAUCGCUGGAAAGGAUGCUAAGAAAGAGAGGUUUGUGGUGAACUCGUUUUGGCACUACGAUGGGUUGAGACGGAUGUGCACGUGGGAUUGGCACAGCAAGCUUCCGGACGUGAUUGUACCUGAGGUGAAGGUGAUUAAGGCGACUACAUAG
Messenger RNA from Closterium sp. NIES-65, 2367 nucleotides. Lineage: Eukaryota; Viridiplantae; Streptophyta; Zygnematophyceae; Desmidiales; Closteriaceae. The record is from the annotation of a GenBank genome assembly.